Messenger RNA from Aspergillus piperis CBS 112811, 1670 nucleotides. RefSeq names its product quinone oxidoreductase-like protein 1. The transcript is spliced from 6 exons. NCBI's taxonomy places the organism in Eukaryota, Fungi, Ascomycota, Eurotiomycetes, Eurotiales, Aspergillaceae. Gene Ontology annotation, molecular function: oxidoreductase activity; fatty acid synthase activity. The record is from RefSeq and is a predicted model, not a curated record. Gene Ontology annotation, biological process: fatty acid biosynthetic process; secondary metabolite biosynthetic process. Bases 1 to 1587 code for a protein of 528 amino acids.
AUGUUCACCGAUGUCUCUAGCGGCUUCUUGGAAGCUGCUCGGAAACGCUUUGCACAGAGAACAUCAAUUGAAUAUGCAGUGCUUGAUAUUACGCGAGACCCUUUGAGUGAGGAAAUUGAGCCCGAAAGGCACGACCUUAUUGUUGCAGCAAAUCAGGGCUUCUUACCUGGAUGGUGGGUUGGAGAGAAUGAUGAACGUGUCGAGAAGCCAUACGUAAAUGUUGAUCGAUGGCGGAAGGAGCUACUGGGCAUAGGACUCUCUGGCGUGGACUUCACCACGCAUCAGUUUAACGAGUCUAUUGUCAACAUGGUGUCUACUCGGCCUAUCCCUCCAGCUGCACCGGAUAAGAUUACGCUGCUUGUUUCGGAGCAUGAGAGUGGAGCUGCUACGGAGGUGUCGAGACAGUUCCGCUCUCAUGGGAACAUUGUCGAGCUAUGGGGAUUGUAUAACCCGUCACCUAAUUCUCGGUUUAUGAUCGUCCUCUUAGAUGUGGUCUCUCCUCUACUCUAUAACUUGGAUGAAGAAGGCUUCCAGCAGCUCAAGGACUUUAUACUAGGACUCAGCAACCACCAUGUAUUUGGGUCACCAGGAGCACUCAAGUCAGCUGUCAAUAUCCUCGCUACGGACCGACACAUGGUUUUCUACGUUCAAUCUACCGGCAGAGGUAAGGAGUAUGCCUUGGUCAAGGGUGUUAUACAUACAGUCAGACUUCAGUCCGUUCCGGCUACACAGGAACUCACCAAGCCGAUCGACAACAAGCUCCCGAAGAAGCUCUCUCUAGAAUUUAUUGGUCUGUUAGAUACAUUGGUCUGGAGAGAGCAUAGACACAGUCUUCUUGGAGAUGAUGAGGUUGAAAUCAACGUCCGAUGUGUGGGUCUGAACUUUACGGAUAUUGCUAUCUCAUAUGGCCUCUUCGGGUAUACUGAGGACCUGGGCUACGAGGGCAGUGGGGUUGUUUACGCUACUGUGGGCAGGGAAGAGAAGGUGCAGUAUCUUGUUAAUGAGUGCCAUAUUCCUCGCUCCCGUAUAUUCUACUCUCGAGAUACGUCGUUUCACCGUGACCUUAUGCGAGAGACCAAUAAUAGAGGAGUCGACAUAGUUUUGAGCCCUCUUCCAGGCAAGCUCCUGCAUGCCCCAUGGAAGUGUGUUGCUCCAGGAGGGAAAAUGUUCGAUAUCGGAAAGAGGGACGUCCUGGGCCAUUCCAUCUUGCCCAUGAACUCUUUCGACCAAGCACGAUCGUUCUACACCACUGACCUACUUCAAGUCAUGCAAAGCAACCUUGAACAAGGCAAGGGAGCCACGCCCGCAACCGAAAUAGCUGGGCCAUAUGCAGACUUCCUUGAUCGCGAAGUCGUACAUGCAAACCGCAUCACCUGCUUUGACGCUGCAGAUGCCGCCAGCGCGUUUCGCUAUAUGCAAAGUGGCAAACAUAUUGGGAAGAUUGUAAUUAGGAUUCCUGAGGAUGCUGCGGAUCUGCCUACCGCCACAAGUCUCGCAACCCCCGAGUUCUCGUCAGAGAAAGCUUAUCAAUUAUCUGGUGGCCUCGGAGGGUUGGGUCAGUCCAUUGCAAAGAUGGAUGGCCUGUAACGGUGCACGAUACCUUGUAUUCCUGUCACCCAACUCAGGAACUACAGAAGCCCACAAGGAAAUUCUCGAGGAGCUCAGAUGUA